AGGACCUGGUGACCCAAAAGCACGCACAAAACAAAACUCGCCUGUUCAUUUCAUGAGCGCGCGAGAGCAGAACCUCCUCCUGAGUAUUUCCCAAGAAAGCCUUCAAAUCAAACAAUGACAAUCACAGAACUGCUUCACGUGUAGUUGGCGAUGAUAGAAUUAGAAAUUGCUUUUUUCAUAGAUAACGCUCCUGUGUUACUUACACGAAUAAACACCAUCAGCAAGCUGUAACGGAAAAACUCGCAUUGUUUUGAAGAUCUUGAGUGUGUUACAAGCACAGCUGCCAAACAACUGGCGCGUGGUAGUCAAACAACUUCAUCAACUGCCGAGUCGGACUCAUCGGCCCAAAUAGAUUUCAAUUUCAUACACAUCGCUUUGGUCUUGGUCGUGUAUUUUUUUAGUGUACUACCUGUAACUGUGAUUUCAUCAUGGACGUGCAGCGAAAGCAAAUCGACUCCUUCACGUUAACCGUGAAGAAGGCAUCUCGCGAGGAUACGUCUGGUCCGUGGACCACUUGGACAUGCGAACGCUUCAGUUUUGGUGUGGUCGCAACAAUCAGUGGCGAAAUUCCGAACGAGCAGGUGGAAAAGGCACGGAUUGAUAUUAAAACGGUGCGCCCUUCCAAGUGGAACUUCGACCAAGGGAAAGCAACGGCUCUUUCCGGUGACACGGCACUCAUACUUCCGGCUCCAUUUCUACCUCUUGACACGGCAGCCAGGUUUGGUGUUUAUCCUCAACCAGGAGGGUCGCCAGCGGAUGACAACGAGCAGGUAGCGUCAUACGAGACAAGUGACGGGAAGUAUCUCAUGUGUAUUGCUAUCAAGUACCACGGGGACAACUGUCGCAGCAUCGCUUCGAAUGCAGUCGCUUGUUUGUUGGAAGCAACACUGACACCAAAACGGCAGCAGGACCCGCGCCAGCAAAGAGCUGCUCCAACGGCAACGAAAGAGCCGGAAAAUAAAAAAUCAAAUCGCAACUCCGUUGCAAGGACGCCUGCUGAAACGCCAUACGAGGUGUGUUCGGCCCUCGCCGAUGGAUUUGAUUUGAGUUUCUUGGCCCUGUUUGGGGCCCUCGUGAUCACCUUGCGCUUGUCAAAUUCGAUGAGCGUGCUCUUUGACAAGGCCGGCUGGGAAUCCUCAUGGCUCUCGCAAAACUGCCGGAAGUGCAGCUCCCGGAAAGAAGUGCAGCUGCCGGGCUUUUUCACUGCGACAAAACGACUAUUGGAGCAAAUGGCGUGUCAGUUGCAAACAGAAGCGACCAGCAAUUUUUUGCGCGCCUACACCAUGACGAUGGCAGAGUGCUUGCUCCUGCGAAAAUCUAAAUUGUCGCCGAUUGUGUUUCCACUUGACGUAGCGCCGACAAGCGUCUUCGCUAGCUGUUUUCCGGACCGGCUCGCCUGGGUUGUGGAUGUGAUGAAGUAUCUGACGCACGUCGAAAUUUUCUCCAUCGUCGGACCGUUUUCUUCAGAUCCAGAUGACGUACGGGAAAGGUUGCUGGCGAUGCUUUUCGAUGUGUCCUUUUGGACAGGCGCCGCCACGAGUAGGCUGACCGAACAAGCGGACAACAAAGACUCUCGACCCAACCUCUUCUAUGCGGUGCUUGACCAGUACAACGGACACGGAGCACCAUGGCAAGCAAAGAGCUGGGAGGAACGGAUGCUCGAACAACUUCCAGCUCCGGCAGAGAUGAAAAGGGCCCUCGUUUUUUUUGGCACAUCGCACAAAAUUAUUUUUGAAGGGCUGCUCCGUCCGAUGCUUGAAAUCAUGCGGAACGGCCGCGUGCCAUUUGGAAAGCCCUUCGAGGCGCGCGAGCAGUGGCUGAAGCGUCUCAUACGGUGCCUGCAAAUACUGAGGGCUACAGCCGAGGAGUCCUCGAACAUGUCGCUGCGGAGGUGGGUACACACACUCGAGACGGACGCAAUGUCGGCAGUCUUACCCGGGAACAGUCGGUGUGUGUUUCUGUGUACCGUGGGACAGUCGGUAUUUAUUGGUCUGUCUACCAAGGGCUGUGCAGAUCUUGCGAAUCUGGACUCUAUGCUCAGCAAGUGGUGUACACAAGAUGGCACUGCGCCGGAGACUCAAGACGACUUUUCUGGUGGGUUUCGACCAGACGAAAUGGUGCGCGCGAUGCGCAACCCGGGCACGCAACUUUGGAGUAAGCCUAUUGCCACAAAAUACUUAUGGUUUCAGCAGGCGGUUCUGAAGUGCAGUGCCACACCCUCGAUUAAAGGCCUGAACUGGAUGUGGUCUGUGGAUGACAUCGCGAAGUGUAUUUGUAGUGUCAACUUCGUGUAUUGUGCGAAACAGGGGAUCGACGUGCCUCGUCGUGGAGUUCGCAACGACCCUCCUGCAAGCGGCAGAUGCGAGCGGGUGAACGACCCAGCGCAAACACCACGGCUUCCUGCAACACCACUUGAGAUGGUAGAUGCGCUUCGCAAAGACGUGCGCACAGUUCCGUGGCUACAAGACGGCGGCGAUUUCGAUUCCGAUUUGUCACGACCACUGGACUUGGUUGAGGCGCUGCUACGUCCCGCGAAAUUUCUUUACCCGCAUUCGCUGUCAGGACGGUUGGACUGGAUCACCGCGUUCAAAGCUGUGGGAUCCUCGUGCAAAUUCGCACUUGCGGACGUGGAGGCGUGCGCUUGCAAGCCGGAAUUUGUGUGCGGAACUGGUGCCGGGGCCCGGAUGACGCGCAGCCAAUUGAGUAUGCUCGACGAGAGGGUGCGAGACUGGUUGCAAAGCAUUGGGUACAAUUUUCUCUACACGGACAAGUUUCUUCCGUUGAUUGACGAUGCCCGCGAGAAGCUCCGGGUGCAUUUCACACCAAAGGCGCCGGGCAGCGCUUCCGCAGAAGAUGCCGGAUUGGCUGCGUCGCUCGGUUCGACGAAUGAGCGGCUGGACCGUUUGGAACGAACGGUAGCUGAAAAAAUGGACAACUUGACGAAUGUGUUCGAGAAAGUUUUGGCGCAACAGGCCAUGCUGUGCGAACUUUUCGCUGCGCAGCAAAAGGGAGAUCAGGGAACCUGGAAAGGUGCUGUCGUGCCCAGUCUCAACUUGAAGAACGUGCCAGGAACGCCCACCAUCCAUCCGCCCAUGAAAUUCGACAUCGCCACGCCGGGACGAGCCAACUCGGCCUGCGGCAACGACGACGACGAAGCGUGCAAAAGCGCCUCGGACUCCUCUGAAGCGGUUUUGCUUUCGGACGGCGGCCUCCAAAUCGAGGAGAUUCAGUUUGAUGCGCUGGAAGGGGAAAACGAGAAGACAGCUGUUGCAUCCACCGACGAAGGAAGUACGAGACAGCACGCGGACUCUGUAGUAAAUGCAGCUCCUUCCGCUCUCUCGUCCGCACGCAGCGCUCCUGCAUCAACCACACUGAUGGCAUUAUCAAUGCGGACCCCGACCAAGAAAAUCAAAAUGCCGGCUGUGGCUUCUGCACCCGCAAGCAAGAAUACCGGGGUGACGCGGCCGGCCAUAGUUGCUUCUGCACUUCUUGAUCCAUCCGAAAAAUCCGACGCGGACGAGUACGAAGCUGCGGUAUCAAAAGCGGAAUCUGCGAAAAACGAAGCCUCGCCUGACGGGGAACAAAAUGGAGUCGCGUUUAACGCCGAGGAUGAGGACGAUGCUGACGACGUCGAGGAAGACGCUGAUGAAGAAGACAGUUCGCUGGACAGCUCACGCUUACCGUUGCGCAGUUAUCGGUCCUACCAGUAUCUGUCCACGCCGGACUCCGUUCGGUAUUCCGUGAACUCCGAGCACGAGGGCAUGCGCACCAUUCACCUGAAAGGGUUCAACAAACCGGUCUUGCGGUGCGAAAUGGAGUACGUCGUGAACAAAGUCGUGCAAGCGUUGUUCCAGGCACGCGGCCUCGCUGCCACAUCCCCAUACCUCUGGGUUGAGAAAAAUGGCGAAAUCCUUUCUGAAGAUCAGGAGCAAAGCAAUUUCAUUGUGAACCCCGCCGGAGACACCAGCACGGCGGUCGUCGCAAAUGAGCGCGCCGCUGAGAUGAAAAAUGUUGGAGGACUGCAGACACAAGGGACGAGCACUUUUACGAACAUCAGCAGCUCUUGUUGUACUGGUAUUAGUACACGACAAGCGACAACAAAGGUUGUGCAGUGGAAAACUUUGCGAAUCGGAAAUGAGUCGGAACAUGUUGACUUGAAGAUCGAGUUUGUGUUCGAGUUCGGCGAAAAAGACGCGUUUUGCUGCUGCGUCGUCGCGCCGGACAUCGCCACAAAAAACCAGAUCGAGGUGAAAUUCUUCCCGGACACCUCCGGCAGUGCGCGCAAGGUCGAGAUCGAUAUCCUUGAUCUGUUCAGGGACUGCUCAGCGAAGGUGGAGGUGGCAGCCGGCGAAACUACAGAAGAUGGCGCACUCCUUAUUUCCUUGCGUGACGAAGUUCUCGCUGCCGCGAAAGCGAAGAGGCAGGGGCAGCAGCAGCAAGUACCGCAGCAAUGCCAAAGUCCUGCUCUUAAUUAUUCCGGUGAGAAAGUGAUUUUCACUGCGAAGCGCAACAAAGACCUUGUGCAAAAGAUUUUCCAAGUCGUCUUCCGGGCCCUCAGGGGAGAAGACAAGGCUCAGCGCCGUGCGGAAUUCCUCGGCAGUUUCUUUCAGGAACUGUGGUGCAGGAAUUUUCUUGCCGGAGCAGGUGACGAUACGGAAAAAGAGAAGAAGCUGGACGCAAUGGAACUGGUUUUCUGCCGGUCUCGGUUGCAAACGGUCACCCUUGAGUUUGACAACGUUGCCGACGAUUUUCCUUCGAAAAUGGCCUACUCUCUGCCGAACCUGAAACUCGCUAACGACAUCAUGUGAUUAUGAAGUUAAUGAAGUAAAAAAAUAAAUUGUCUCGAGUAUGGAGUUUCUGUUUCUCAAGAACCGCCCACACCUAGUUGUGGAGACUAAAUUCAUAUUCAAAUAACUUGAAUUUUGUGAAAAAGUAAAAGAGCGGCCUGCUCGUUUUGUCUUUUAGCCUGUGGUCUUCGCUAUUGGGCCCUAUUGAUUUAUCAACAUCAAUGUAGUUGGAGUGCUAAUUUAUUAGUAUUGGUUCAGGUUUCUAUAUCUCUUUGUCGUGGCCGGCAACUCAUUGCAGCCACGACGAGAACUACACAGCCAGUUUCUGUUUCCCUCAUGUUUUCCAGUACUUGAUCAAUUUGAACUCAAAGUUGUUCCUUGUUUUGCCAAAUAUGGAUGUGAAUAUGUCAAAGUCAAAUAGUUCCCAUUGUAUAUACACAGGUAGGCGAUGUAUGCCAUACGAAUACAACGAGAGGUCGCGAUUUUGUUGCGUGCGCUCGUCUCCAGUCUCGUGAUUCAUGUUGCAGAUAAUCUAGACAAAUAGGUCAUAUAAAUUUGUAUUGGAUUGAUCGAUGUAUAUAAAAGUAGGCUCAUCUUUUUAAGUCAGUCAAAAACCAAAACGUCAUGACUUAGCAUCAGCAAUAUCAUUGCAGCCAAGAACAAAAACAAAAUAAAAUAAAAAAACGAAAAUGAGCGGCA
Molecule: messenger RNA, 5486 nt
Organism: Amoebophrya sp. A120
Lineage: Eukaryota; Dinophyceae; Syndiniales; Amoebophryaceae
Source: the annotation of a GenBank genome assembly